Molecule: messenger RNA, 984 nt
Organism: Poecilia latipinna (sailfin molly)
Lineage: Eukaryota; Metazoa; Chordata; Actinopteri; Cyprinodontiformes; Poeciliidae
Product: biotinidase-like
Exons: 4
Coding region: 40-870 (276 amino acids)
Source: RefSeq, a predicted model, not a curated record
GACAUCCUGUUCCACGAUCCCACAGUAGCCCUGGUGAAAAUGGGUGUGCGUCAGCUGAUUUUCUCCACAGCGUGGAUGAACGCUCUCCCGCUGUUGGAUUCAAUCCAAUUUCAUAGAGCCUUCAGUCUGGGGGCCAAUGUCACGGUUUUGUCUUCAAACCUUCGUUAUGACAAGCUCAGAAUGACAGGAAGUGGUAUCUACACCCCAUUUUCUGCUACCUUCCACCACGCCGUGAAGGGAGACCCAGAGGAGGGUCGGCUGCUUGUGGCCACAGUCCCAGUCUUAGGUCCAGUUGGGGUGAACAAUGUGACUGAAUCAUUGUCACCUGUGGCUGCAGAGUCUGAUCACUGCCACACAGAUGGCUGUGCUGAUUCUCCUUCUCCUGGUUCCUCUUACCCGACCUUCAAAGCAACCAUGAGGCGUGACCUGUAUUGGUUUGUCCUCAUAAAUGAGACACAGGGCAAUCUCACAGUGUGUCAUGGUACAUUCUGCUGCCACCUCCAGUACAAGUGGACAGCACAUGACAAAAGCAAGGAAUUAUAUGCAUUGGGAGCAUUUGCAGGAACUCACAACUCAAGUCAAUGUUAUGCUUUGCAGGUAUGUGCAGUAGUCCGCUGUGCGGGACUGGAGGCCAGCUCAUGUGGGCAGAAAGUGGAGGAGGCGGAGUCUAAGAUGGACUUCUUGAUGGAGGCAACUUUCCAGACAGAUUACGUGUACCCUUCAGUCCUAGUGAACCGUAUGGCAAUCGAGCAACCUGAUAAGCUGGAGAAAGCUGCAGGUGGGAGAGUGGCCAUGAAACACUCCAACCUGAGCGGAGGCCUGAUCACUGCCUGUCUGUACGGACGAAUGUACCAGCUGGAUAACGAGUGAUCUGCUGUGGAAUACUAGCAUAUCACUUAGAUUGAAUUCUGAUUGCGAUUAUGGAUGACAUAUCUCACAUCUUGUGAUGUACAAACAAAAUAAAACAAAUCUUUUUGCUCAAUA